AGUAAAUACUUAUUAGUCCUAAAACAAGCCAUGGCAACGUCGGUGGUGUACAGCGACAUGGAAUUAUAUUUUACCACAAAGUAAACAUUCUUGACAACGGCACGAAAUGACUAGUGGUUCAGAGAAACCGAGGAGAUCAGUUGGUUGCAAUUGAGAAGAAAUGGGGAAAAUAUUGUGUGGCAAUUCUCAAGUGACCCCUGAUCUGUUCCCGGAAACACCCCUUGUCCCUUCCCUGCCUGCAAUAUCGUCUGCACGAGCCAGCUCCGUCCCUCAGAAGCCUCGGAGGCACAGCAGCGGCGGAAGUGACAACGCUGUCAGGCCCCGGCCGUUGCGCUUAGCCCCCAGGCCAGGCCCCAGCAGAGGCAGCAUGGAAGUGGGCAUGCGCGUGGUGCGUGGCCUGGACUGGAAAUGGGGAAACCAGGAUGACGGUGAGGGCCACGUGGGCACUGUGGUGGAGAUCGGUCGGCAGGGUAGCACUACCACACCAGACAAGACAGUGGUGGUGCAGUGGGACAGCGGCACACGAACCAACUACCGCACUGGCUACCAGGGUGCCUAUGACCUACUGCUUUAUGAUAACGCUCAAAUUGGCGUGCGCCACUCCAACAUUAUCUGUGACAGCUGCAAGAAGCAUGGCAUCAUGGGAAUGCGAUGGAAGUGCAAGGUGUGCUUCGACUAUGACCUGUGCACCCAGUGUUACAUGAACAACAAGCAUGACCUGAGCCAUGCUUUUGAGCGUUAUGAGACAGCACACUCCCAGCCUGUGAGCUUGGCACCGAGGCAGAACCUCCCACGAAUCAUCCUAAAAGGAAUCUUCCAGGGGGUUAAAGUGGUUCGUGGACCUGACUGGGACUGGGGCAACCAAGACGGUGGGGAGGGUAAGGUUGGGAAGGUAGUGGACAUUCGCGGCUGGGACACAGAGUCUGGUCGCAGCGUGGCUAGUGUCACCUGGUCUAAUGGCACGACCAAUGUCUACCGAAUGGGGCACAAGGGCAAGGUAGACCUCAAAUUCGUGUCUGAUGGCCAAGGAGGCUUCUAUUACAAAGACCACCUACCAAAAUUAGGAGAGCAUGCAGAGCUGCAGCGCCAGGAGAGUGCUGAUGGUCACUCCUUCCAGCAGGGCGACAAGGUCAAAUGUCUCUUGGAGGUGGACAUUCUGCGACAGAUGCAGGAGGGCCACGGAGGGUGGAACCCCAAAAUGGCAGAGUACAUUUGCCGGAUUGGGACUGUUCAUAGAAUCACUGACCGAGGGGAUGUCAGAGUCCAGUACAGCAACAACAUCCGCUGGACUUUCCAUCCUGGGGCUCUCACCAAGGUGAACACAUUUGGAGUCGGUGAACUAGUAAGAGUAUUGGAGGACAUGGAGAGUGUGAAGAGACUGCAGGCUGGCCAUGGAGAGUGGACAGACAGCAUGGCUCCUGUGCUUGGCCAGGCUGGGAAGGUAUUGAAAGUAUACGCGGAUGGUGACCUAAGGGUGGCGUUUGGAGGCCAGACAUGGACUUUCAACCCAGCGUGCCUCUCGGCCCAGCCCGUGGAGGUGGACGCCAACCUCAUGACAGCCGAGAACCCCAACGAAUCUGGAAGUACUGUCAUCUCAGUGUUGGAGAAGCUGCUGUCUCAGUCCACAGAGCAGGACAAUCCCAGCCGACUGGUCAUUGAGGCAGCACACGGCAGUGCCAACAAAGUGCGGGAGUUGGUGCAGAAGUAUCCUGACAAGGUGGAUAUAAAGAACCAGGGCAAGACUGCACUGCAGGUUGCUGCUCACCAAGGCCACAUGGAGGUGGUGAAGGCCCUGCUGCAGGCCAACGGCUCCAUAGAGGUCAAGGAUGAAGAUGGAGAUACAGCAUUACACUACACUGCCUUCGGUAAUCAGGCAGAGAUUGCACGGCUGCUGCUGAGCAAGGGGGCAAAUGUCAACCUCCUAAACAACUCCAUGUGCACGGCGCUCCACAUUGCCGUCAACAAGGGCUUCACCGAUGUGGUGCGAGUAUUGACCGAACAUUCAGCUGAUGUCAAUCUCCAGGAUUCAUAUGGGGACACACCGCUCCAUGACGCCAUUGCUAAAGACUUCCGCAAUAUUAUCGAGAUCCUGGUUGUGGUGCCCAACAUUGACUUUACCCAGCAAAACCACAGAGGUUUCAACUUGCUGCACCAUGCUGCCCUCAAAGGAAACAAACUGGCCACAGAAAAGAUCCUGGCCCGAGCACGGCAGCUGGUGGAUGUUAAGAAAGAGGAUGGCUUCUCUGCGCUGCAUCUGGCCGCCCUCAACAACCACCGCGAUGUUGCGGAGAUCCUCAUCAAGGAGGGACGCUGCGACAUCAACAUCCGCAACAACCGGAACCAGACACCGCUGCAGCUGGCGGUGACGCAGGGCCACAUGGACCUGGUGCAGCUGCUGGUGGCCGAGGGCGCCGACGUCAACAUGGAGGAUGAGGACGGUGACACGGCCAUGCACGUGGCCCUUCUUCGCCCGCAGCUGGCCAAUGUUAUGCUAAGCCCCACCGUGGGAACCAGCAGCACCGAGGAAAACAGUGAAGGGUGCUCCUCCACAUCGCUGUACUGCAGGCUGAGCGCUUCAGGUCUUCUGGGGAAUACCGAGCUGAGUGUUGGUGCAGCUAUUGCUUGUUUUCUAGCACAGGAAGGGGCUGACAUCAACUAUGCCAACCACAAGGGCAAGAGUCCGCUGGACCUGGUGGCAGACAGCGCGAUGCUGCAGCUCAUCAAGAGCUUCUCUGAGAAACACAGGUUGCAGCGUCUGCAGGCCAUCACGUGUGGACAGGGCCUGAGCAGUGCCAGCUUGCGUCGGGUCCACACAACACCCAACACCAUGACCAACCUGGUUCUUCCCACACUACCAGGGCCCAGCGAAUGCCUGAUCUGCUCUGAGCUGUCUCUGCUGGUUCUCUUCUGCCCCUGCCAGCACAGCGUGGCCUGUGAAGAGUGUGCCCAUCGAAUGAAGAAAUGCAUCAAAUGCCAGGUCACAAUCACCAAGAAAAUUAGACAAGACCAAACGGAGGUUGACUGCAGUCCUGGCACAGAGAACUCGGACCAGCACAACCUGCUGGAGCAGCUGCAGUCUCGCUACCGCCAGAUGGAGGAGCGGAUCACCUGCCCCAUCUGCAUCGACAACCACAUCAAGCUGGUCUUCCAGUGUGGACACGCGUCCUGCAUUGACUGCAGCGCUGCGCUCAAGACCUGCCCGAUUUGCCGGCAGACCAUCCGCGAGCGGAUCCAGUUAUUCGUCUAAGCUUCUCUGUCCUCUCAGCUCUUAACGACCCAAAGAGGAUGUCGAAGGGGGCUAGA
This is a messenger RNA of Micropterus dolomieu (smallmouth bass), 3303 nucleotides long. RefSeq names its product MIB E3 ubiquitin protein ligase 2 (gene mib2). Lineage: Eukaryota; Metazoa; Chordata; Actinopteri; Centrarchiformes; Centrarchidae. Gene Ontology annotation, molecular function: zinc ion binding; protein binding; ubiquitin-protein transferase activity. The record is from RefSeq and is a predicted model, not a curated record. The transcript has 20 exons. Gene Ontology annotation, biological process: protein ubiquitination. Gene Ontology annotation, cellular component: cytoplasm. The coding region runs from base 161 to 3247 and encodes 1028 amino acids.